Messenger RNA from Mesorhabditis belari, 480 nucleotides. The record is from the annotation of a GenBank genome assembly. NCBI's taxonomy places the organism in Eukaryota, Metazoa, Nematoda, Chromadorea, Rhabditida, Rhabditidae.
AUGCGUGCCCUUGAGGAUUUCUACGAGAAGAACCAUCCUGAAUUUGUCGCUCUCCGCACCAAAUGCAAAGAAAUUCUCCAGGAAGAAGAGGAUCUUUCGGAAAUCGUGCAACUCGUCGGAAAAGCCUCGCUCGCCGAAUCGGACAAGAUCACUCUUGAGGUGGCCAAGAUCAUCAAGGACGACUUCUUGCAGCAAAACGGAUACACACCCUACGAUCGUUUUUGCCCAUUCUACAAGACUGUCGGCAUGCUGAAGAACAUGAUUUCAUUCUAUGACCUUGCGCGUCACUCAGUGGAAACGACAGCCCAAUCGGAGAACAAAGUCACCUGGGCGAUCAUCAGGGAUCACAUGGGAGAUUUGCUCCAUCAAUUGUCGUCCAUGAAAUUCAAGGACCCCGUGAAGGACGGUGAGGCGAAAAUCCGAAAAGACUACGAUGAUCUGUUGGAGGCAAUGCAAGCCGCCUUCCGAAACCUCGAGGAC